Molecule: messenger RNA, 4089 nt
Organism: Colletotrichum truncatum
Lineage: Eukaryota; Fungi; Ascomycota; Sordariomycetes; Glomerellales; Glomerellaceae
Source: RefSeq, a predicted model, not a curated record
AUGAACUUCUCCGGAUUCUCACACAGCCCGCCCACCGCAGGCGCGGCAUCCUCACCUUCCAGAUCUCCCUCCUCGCGAUCCGCCUUCUCGGAUUUGUCCAACGUAAGCCCUAAGGUGGCUCUCGCCGGCUUCUCUGCGCUCGAGGUUUCCCCAAACCCAAACGGCGCUAUGACGUCCACAAUCAAGUCACUCGCCCUCGGCGGCUUCACCACGCCAACGAAGCCCUCCAGGAGCGCCGCUGCUGCCUCCCUCACUCCUAAAGCAAAGUCGACCUCCAAGAAGAGCGCCCCCAAGUUUGCUUCUCUCUCACUCGGCCCUGAGCCCACGCAAAAGACACCCAAGUCCUCCAGCAAGACUGGCUCGCCUAAGAAGCGUGUCAACCUGACCAGCGGCGUCUCCAUCAUGUCGCUUAGCCGCGAGAGAUCCACGUCUCCUAGAAAGACUCCCUCCCCGCGAAAGCUCACUCUCGCCGAGGAUGCCAGCUUCCUGUCCGCUAAUGCCUCAACACCGAAGCGUGUCUACGAUCUCUCGCCGAGCAAAUCGAGCCCGACCAAGUCCUCGUUCCGAACCACCAAGACGCCCUCGCCGAAGAAGGUUUCGUUUGCGGACGAAGCUAGCUUCCUGUCUGCCAGUGGCUCUACACCAAAGUCUCCUAUUGGGCUCUCACCAAAGGCCAGCCCUGCGCAGCCUGAAGUGUCUGAAUUUUCCGUAAUGUCGGUCACAUCGCCUGCCGCGUCUCAGGUUUCACGGGACCUCUCCCCUGUCUCGCACACGAGCAGACCCGAAGAGGAGGAGCAGACCGAGAGUGUCCCCGAGACUCCCUCAAAGAUACUGGCUGUUGAAGAUGAAGAUGACAACAAUUCUGUGGUGGAUUCUCCGUCAAAGGUCAUUGAGCCUUAUGUUGCACUCCAGUCUCCUUCCAAGGCCUCCGAGGCUAGCUCCAUGUUUCAGUCUCCUUCGAAGCUCGACGUCUCGAUGCACGAUGUCACCUGGAUGUCCGAUUAUAACGGCGCGUAUACCUCGCCGUUCCCUACGUACACGUUCGCGACAGCCGAACUUACUGACGCCGCCAAGUCGCUCACGGGCCCCUUCCAACCGGAGCUGUUUGAGCAGGCUGAUUACACAUGCGCACUCGCUGCGCCUAGAUUUUCUACUUCCGUACUCCAGCAGAAGCAAGUCCGCAAUGCGCGCAGGAAGAAGCAGCAGCAGCGAUCCAAGAGGCAAGAAAUCCAGAGUAUAGAGGUGCAGAAGGCUAUAACCCACCAAGUCUCAGAGUCGCUGUUGUUGGACGAGCUUGAAGCCGCACCCCAGUUCCGUGUCAUUGCCGCCAGGGGUAAGCUUUCUUACGCUAUUUGCACUCGCAAGAAGCAGAGAGUGUCGGAAGAGACCAACGACGACGACGCUGUGUGGUACGAAGGCGAGGAUGACGGUAUUGCCCUCCUGAUCGAGGCCAGACGUGUCGUUCGCAAUGAACUUUUCCACGUCCCCAUGGGCCCGACCGUUCAGGAAAUGCGUCAUCAGUACCAUGCUGACGUCCAAAAGUACGGCGCAGUCCUCCGCCCCACCCAUGGCAAGAGGAACUACAAUGGCGAGCCAAAGCGCGCGUACAACAACGACCUCCUCACGCACAGCAUUAUGCAGCCACUUCUCUCGUUCCCCAUGCCCGACCUCACCUUUGAGUUCGUUCUCCAGCAUGCCAUCAGCGAGUCAGACAAGGCCCAUGGCCGUCCUCGACAGAGAACUCGCAACGUCCGUCAGCCCAUCGCCAUUUACGGUGAGCCCGAGGUAUCCAACAUUGAGGAGGAAGACGAGCCCCAGAGUCCUACCCCAGCCCUGCCGCGCUUGCCAUCCACCGCUACGCACCAGUCGAACGCGAGCCGCAAGCUGAGACUGGACCAAGGUGCCAUUAACCUACGUGCCAAGCUGGCUGCUCUUGCCUCUAUUCCUGAGCCUAUCUCACCUGUCGCCGCCGAGCCUCUGUCUUCUCCUAUCGGCCCUGGCUUUACAUUCGAGUGUCCCUCGUUUGUCUCUACCCCCGGCAAUACUAGAACUAUUCAUGACAUUACCGAGGAUGCUGAGCCGGCCGAAGAGGAUGCUCAAGACCCAGACAAUGUCCCAGAGCUUGUCGCCAGUCCCAUGGUCGUGUUUAAGAACCGCACUCCUGGCGCGACCUCCGAGGCCCCUUUCAAGAGACGCCGUUCUCUGCCCGCUGCCCGUCGCCUUUCCUUUUCCGGCCCUCUUCGCCGGGCGUCCCUUCCCCUUGCUACUGGUUCCGACCAGCUCUCGUUGGUGCAGGAUCUUGAAGAAGAUCCAGCAUCCGAGUCGCUGGCGAUUGCUCCCACUCCCAUGGUCGAGCUCCCUGCGGUGCAUAAUCCCCUCGAGGUUGAUUUAGCAUCGCUUGCGGAAACACAGGCUUCACCAGCUCCGGCUGAAGGGGCGUCGAGCAUUGGAAGCUCCUCCCCUGCUUCUGUUGUUGUCGACGUCAGAGAGAACCCCGAUAUCUUCGGGUCCUCCCAGGAUCGCCCAGGCUCGCCCAUCCAGGCGCUGGCCUCGCUCACGCGUGUUUUUGAAGAGACGAAGGAGAUGCAAGAUGGCAAAGUUGUUGUUUCCAGAGAAAAUGGUCGCCUCAUUGUUCGGUUUAAGGUGUCGGACGAGCACGCCGCUCUUUUCGCUGCUGAGUCUGCGCCCGCUUCGCCCGUUGUCCCUGCCGAAGCUAUCGAGGAUAACGAAUCCGCCCCGAUUUCUCCUGUGGUCCUUCCGGCCUCUCCCUCGCUCGCCCCUGUUAUUCCUGCCCUCCUCGGUCUCUCUGAGAACGACGUCGUGGUCGAGACGGCUGAGGAAGAGGAGGAGGAGGAGGAGGAGGAGGAGAAUGAUGACGAGGACAAGGUCGACGAGGAGGAAGAGGUCAUGCAGGUGCCCACGCUGGACCUGCCCGAGGACGAUUCCGAUCUGGCGAUGCUUAGGAGCUUCGUCUCCCGGCACGCGGCCUCUCGGGCUGCUAGGGCCGCCGAGACCACCGAGCCCGCUGCUCUAUCUCCUCUGCCGACGGCGCCCAUCCGGCUCGCUGCCACCCCCGAGCGCCUUCGCCAACCCCAGGGUAUCUGGGCGGAUACCCCCAACUUCACACCAUCCUCGGCUGACCGUUCCCGUCGCCUGGCGUCUCCGGCUGUUUCUUCGGCCGCUCGCCAGCCUCUUGGAGCUCUCGACACUAACAGUCCGAGCCCCAGGAAGGUCAAGCGAAAGUCUGAGGAGAUUGAGGAGCAGGGGGCGUCGCCGGAGAAGCAAUCAGCCAAGAAGCCCCGGAAGGCCAAGGCGGAGAAGGAAAACAAUGUUGGCAAGCCUGAGAAGGAAGAGAAGCCCAUGAAGGAGAAAGAUGAGGACAAGUCGAAGGAUGUCGUACCAGAGUCCAGCUCCGGCCCCGCUGCUGGAGUUCGCACUCGUGCCCAGCGCGCUGCCGAACGUGGCGAGGCGCCCCCGGCAACCAAGAUUCCCAUGCGGCACCAGGUAUACGCCAAGGUGAGGAACGGAGAGAAGGAUGUCGCGACCGUCACAAGACAGAACACGCGCGCCAAUAAGGGAGGUGCGCUGUCCGUUGAUGAGGUCCUUGCGCAGCUCAAGGACGGCGCACCUGCGGGCAUUGAGACGCGAGCUGCCGCGGCUGCCAGGAAGGACGGUAAGACUGUCCAGUGGGCCGAGCAACUUGCCAGAAGCCAGAGCGAGGAGCCUCCCGUCUACUCCCGGUCACCCUCUCCUCUCAGCCCUGCUGAGGAGAAGGAGGUUGGCAAGGUCACCAAAGCCAGGAAGGCGGCCAGCACCCCUAAGAAAGCAGCGAGUAGCGCCGCAGCAACCAAGACGGCCGGGACGAAGGCGGCGGCGGCGGCGGCGACCAAGUCUACCACCAAGGCAAAGACGGCGACGCCAUCGAAGCUCCGCCAGCCUAGAGCAUCUGCAGCCGCUGCUGGGCCCAAGACGGAGGGAGCCAAAGUCGCAAAGAAGGUUACACCGGCGACGAAGAAGGAACUCGGCCUCAGCGCCAACGGUACGCCUGCUCCCGCCAAGAGAAGCAGAAGAAUCGCCGAGAAGAAGUAA